GAGAUAUGGAGUUGAUAAGCUGCAUGCUCUUUCUCUUCUUAAGCCUCUCCCUUCUUCUACUCUUCAAUAGCAAAAGAUCAUCAUCGAGGCAAUGGAAGAAUAAGCGCCCUCCAGGGCCAAAAGGUUACCCACUCAUCGGAAACUUACUGGAGAUGGGUGACAAACCCCACCAAUCUCUGGCCAUUCUGGCCGCAUCCCACGGCCCCAUCAUGAGGCUGAAGCUAGGCCAAAUGACGACCAUCGUAAUUUCCUCAGCCGCCAUGGCCAAGCAAGUCCUCCAAACCCACGACCAAGCCCUAUCCGACCGAACAGUCCCGCACUCAUCAACGGUCUACGACCACGACAAGCUGGGCUUCCCAUGGCUCCCAGUUUCCGACCUCUGGAGAACCCUCCGAAAAGUAUGCAACAACCACAUGUUCUCCCACAACGCCCUCGACUCCCACGAACCCAUUCGCCGCAACAACGUCGGCCGCCUUCUGGCCGACAUCCGGCGCAGCGCCCACAACGGAGAGUCGGUGGAUAUUGAAAGAGCCGUGUUUGGAGCUGCUUUCAACAUGCUCUCCAACACCAUCUUCUCCGUGGAUUUGGCGGACCCCAAUUCCGAGUGGGCCAAGGAGUUUAAGGAAACGGUGUGGGGGAUUUUGGAGGAGUCUGGGAAGUUCGACGUUGGAGAUUAUUUUCCGGUGCUCAAGUGGAUGGACCUCCGCGGCAGCCGGCGCCGGAUGAUGGUUUACAUCAAGAAGUUCUUGGAUAUGAUCGUUGAGAUGAUUGAGGAGCGGUUCCGGCGCCAGGAAUUUGCCGGCGGAUUCGAUGGAGGGCAUCGUGAUAUGUUUCAUAACCUUCUCAACCUUCCCAAAGAAAAUACUUAUCCCAACUUUGACGUCUAUUUGAUCAAGCACUUGAUAUUGGUUCUAUUUCCGGCUGGGACUGACACAACUACAUCCACAGUACAGUGGGCAAUGGCAGAGCUAUUAAGAAAUCGAAAAAUUCUAUUAAAAGCUCAAACUGAACUCAGAGAAGUGAUCGGAAAAGACCCACUUAAGGAAUCUGACUUCUCAAGACUACCUUUUCUUCGAGCAAUUGUGAAAGAAACUUUGCGGCUGCAUCCGCCAGCUCCUCUACUACUUCCACGAAAAGCAAGAGAAGACACCAAAAUUGAAGGCUUCCUAAUACCAAAAGAUGCUCAAGUUAUUGUCAAUGCAUGGGAGAUUGGAAGGGACAAAAGCAUUUGGGAAGAUGCCAGUUCGUUCAAACCGGAGAGGUUCUUAGGAUCCGAGAUCGAUUUUAAGGGUAGAAAUUUCGAACUAAUUCCAUUUGGUGCUGGUCGAAGAAUUUGUCCGGGAUUGCCAUUGGCAACAAGGAUGGUACAUUGGAUUUUGGGUUCGUUGAUUCACUCAUUUGAUUGGAAACUUGAAGAUGGGAUUACGCCAGAAACCAUCAACAUGGAUGAGAAGGUUGGUCUGACUGUGGUCAUGGCCCAUCCCCUCCGAGCUAUCCCUCUCAUCGUCUAAAUCAUUUUGAUGGGUUGUUCUUUUACCUAUUUUCUUCUCUUCCCCUUUCCUUUUUCUCCU
This is a messenger RNA of Momordica charantia (bitter melon), 1571 nucleotides long. Its product is annotated as geraniol 8-hydroxylase. Gene Ontology annotation, molecular function: monooxygenase activity; oxidoreductase activity, acting on paired donors, with incorporation or reduction of molecular oxygen; iron ion binding. The record is from RefSeq and is a predicted model, not a curated record. NCBI's taxonomy places the organism in Eukaryota, Viridiplantae, Streptophyta, Magnoliopsida, Cucurbitales, Cucurbitaceae.